GUGUGAAGUAGGGAUUGGGAGGGGUAACAGGCGGGCGCCAUUGAACUUCGUUCCGUGUCUACAAUUCUACAUACCGGUAUCCUUUACAACCAAAGCGUAAUAAAAAAUAAACUACUGGCAUAUUUUUCAUCACAAACGGCUAAUGUUGAGUAAACUUUGCUGUGAUUUAAGUGAGACAUCUAAUAUAAAAUGGAUUAUUCAGAUAUUUUACAAGAAUUUGAAGAAGAAGAGAUCAUUUAUGAAAAACCAACGAAUUUUGCGGAAUGUUUCAAUUUUCCUAUAGUAUACACAAAAAGACUAGAUGAUAUGAAAAUAUUGAGAGACCUAAAUCUUGAUGCCUUAUCAAUUAAAGAUAUAACAACGAGGAUAGUUGAAGAAAGUAAACCUACACUUGUACAUUUUCCCAAACGACCAUCUAGAAAAUAUAAAAAUAAAAUUUCGAAAUCAGUGAAAUGGACGGAAUUGGAACCUUACACUCUUUAUGAAUUGUCGUCAGAUGCUGAGGACAUACCGUUAGCUGAAAUAAGAAAUAAAAGCAAGCAUUUCCAAAAUCAGUGCAAAAAGUUAGAGGUUAAUGUUGAAAAUAAUUUUAAUAAUGUCCAACUUUCUUCACCUGAUGAAGAUUCUGUUGAUCAAUCUCAUAUACGUACUAUUUUCUUAAACGGUAAUGAUGAUACAACUGAUUUCAUGCUAGAUGAGGUUGUUAUAGAAGUGCCCCAUACACAGACGCCAAAGGCUUUAUUUUUUAGUCAAAUACAACCAAUAAGUCAUAGUGCCAAUACAAAUUCUACUGUAUAUAAAAUAUCUAAUAGUUAUCUCAUUCUGACGUAUAUGUAUGCAGAUUACAAAGAUAUCUAUUAUAUAGAUGAUCAUGACGUUAUAACAGAACAUUACCGGGUAAAGGACACAGUUACAAAUGAUUAUUUUAUUGAUGCCUCGAAAUAUACAUGUACCAUUGAAAUUAGUAAUUGCUGUUGGUACAAACGCGAGGAAAAGAUACGCCAAUUGUUUACGAUUGCUAAAAAUAAAUCGAUGUCAAAAUUCAUGAGUGAAAAACAUCCUUGUAUUCCAAAAGAAUGUGUUUGUUGUUGCAAAGUUAAAACGGAGUGUAAUAAAAGUCAUGUCUUAGAAGCGUCGUCUUUACUAAGAAUGCAUAAUAAAACAGAUACGCGCAUAGGUAAUUUGGCUUCAUCUGGUGGAUUGGACAUAAGGAAAUGGUUCUAUUUAAAAAAUAGUACUAGGAGAAGAAGGUGUAUUAUAAAAACGGCCAUAUUAUACGAACCUAAAUUACCAAAACGAUCAAUAUAUAUCAAAGUAAAAAAAAACUACCGCCAAUUUACCACUAUACAUACUUUACGGAAAUACACCGGUAAUGUCGAAUACUAUUACCUGAAUGAAAGUGGAGAGAUACAGACAUAUAUAUCGGUAUGUAAUGGCUCAAUAUCAGACGUAUAUCUUCCAAUAGAAUCAAGAAUGCUAGAGAAAUCUUUAUAUCGCUGCAAGACAACGGCAUGUUGCUGGUAUAAAUAUAAGCAAUGUUUAUUACAAUUAGCUAGUUCUGUCUUACCAAGUGUUAUAAAUUUCUUAAAGAAGCGGCACUCAUGCGAUCUCAUGUGCACAUGUUGUUGCAAAUCCAUCUUUAAUGUUCGUGCUAAAAAAGGUAAAUGUGCUCCCACUUUAAAUUAUUAUUUUAAUAUAAAACACACGAAUGGAAAUACAGUUAAAAUCAUACAAUCAGUCAAGAGUCAACACAAUAACACAAUACACCAAGAGGCACAAUCUACAUUUAAAAAGGCCGAAACAAACUCAAAUUAUAUAGAUCUAACUGAACCAAAUAUAGAAAGAUCAAGUAAUCAAUACACUGAUAUUUAUGAAACAUUUAAAAACCUGCAGCUAUAUGUUCAACAAGGAGAUGUGACGGCAAUAACAAAUACACCACCUGACGAGUUAUCAACUAGGAAUCUAAAAAUUCUCGCAAUGAUUAUUCGUAAUGCUCAGAAGCAAGUAAAACAACUCGGAUUUACUGGGGGCACAGCAGCAGUAAAUAACAUAUUCCAUAAAAAUUCUAUUACAAUUACUCAUGAUAAUAAAAUCUUAAAUAACAAAAUUUCAUCAAUCGCGAACAAUACAUAUUCAAGAAGCACUACUUUUUUCCAUAAAAAUAAAGAUCGUCUCCCUGUACGCUCUAAUUCAAUUAAAAAUCAAUAUCGUUAUUACACUGCAAUAAUGGGUCAUAAAUCUGAACAAUACCAGAAUUCAUUUAUGGCUCUUAAAAUGAAAUGUAAUAAUUCGUUGCUACAAUCAAUUUUCCAAAAAUUUACGCCUACGGCUAAUAACUCGACUCCCUAUACCAAAACUGUUGAAGAAGUUGAAACUGACCUUGGUACUAGAGCAACAGGAAUAAAACGAAAAUCACAGCAAGACAUAUCGGACAACUAAAUACCGACAACAAAGCAGAAAAAAGUGAAGGAAGUUGCAUAAAAAUUAGGGCAUAUGGUUACAGCAUCGAGUGGUGUUAACGCACAGUAAAUAUUAAAACUUGUUCAAAGUUGAAGCGUUUUAAAUACAAUGUAUUUACAACCGCCUAUUUUACAGAAUACAAGCAUGGUUACACAGACACCAGCAAUAGUUCUGAUCAGAUAACAAAUAUACCGCCACUGCAGCCACAUUUUAUAAACAUUUUAGGUACAUCUUUAACCAUAAUGCUACCUGCUUCUAACGAUAUUAAUAAUCAAUAUAUUGUUGACCUGGUAUGGUGACUGGUGCAAGAAAUGAUCAGCCCUUUACAGCAUCAACAACAGAACAAUCUGUACAAUUUCUAUUUGCUUCUAAUGAGCUUCCU
This is a messenger RNA of Achroia grisella, 2842 nucleotides long. RefSeq lists its product as uncharacterized. The coding region runs from base 190 to 2439 and encodes 749 amino acids. The record is from RefSeq and is a predicted model, not a curated record. The transcript is spliced from 2 exons. Lineage: Eukaryota; Metazoa; Arthropoda; Insecta; Lepidoptera; Pyralidae.